Messenger RNA from Acaromyces ingoldii, 1218 nucleotides. Its product is annotated as putative dihydrodipicolinate synthase. NCBI's taxonomy places the organism in Eukaryota, Fungi, Basidiomycota, Exobasidiomycetes, Exobasidiales, Cryptobasidiaceae. The record is from RefSeq and is a predicted model, not a curated record. Gene Ontology annotation, molecular function: 4-hydroxy-tetrahydrodipicolinate synthase activity. Bases 87 to 1115 code for a protein of 342 amino acids. The transcript has 8 exons.
GAGGAACCGAGCUCCGUGUCAACCUCGACCACCCGCGCACGUAACUGGGGACAUUUCUUGGCACAACGCCUCUAACACUCACCACCAUGACGGGCUUUUGCAAAGAGACCGAGGAAGCACGUCCCAUCAAACGUGCUCUCUCUCCAGGGGUCUACACGCCUCUGCCCACAUUCUUUGAUGAUGAUGAGGAGCUGGAUCUCGACAGCUACCGAAAGCACCUGCUUGAGACCACUCGUGCAGGCGGAAAGCCUGUGUGUGCUGGCUCACUAGGAGAAGCAGUUCAUUUGACGCCGGAGGAGCGCAUCAGACUUAUCUCAUUUACGCGCAAGACCCUUGAUGCCGAGCCAGGCCUCGUGGACGUGCCAAUCGUAGCAGGAGUAGGCGGCGCGAGUACCCGAGAAAGUGUUGCUCUUGCACGCGAUGCGGCCCGGGCGGGAGCAGAUGCAGGGAUGGUCAUUUUGCCAGCAUACUACGCCCAGAGCUUGUCGUCCGAUACGUCCCAGAUUGUGCGAUACUAUCAUGACAUCUGUCAUGCCUCCCCAAUCCCAAUCCUUCUUUACAAUUUCCCAGCGAACUCGGCUGGCCAGGACAUGUCUUCCGACACAAUCGCUCAGAUCAUCCUCUCCUCUCCCGGUCUCUGUGGAGUAAAGUUAACCUGCAGUGGCAAUAUCGGCAAGCUGAUUCGGCUGAAGUCGGCGCUCUCGCCCAUUUUGGACAGAAAAGAUUUUCUGUUCCUCGACGGUUUCAUCUCCGAUUGGACAGCUUGGCAGGCUGUGGGUGGACACGGGACAGUCAGCGGUCUAUCCAACUUUGCGCCUCGUACUGUGGCUAGACUAUGGCAUCUGCUUCAGAAGCAAGAGCUGACCGAGGAAGAGACGAGAGAAAGAGACAUGCUCCAAGCGAUUAUGUCUCAAGCGGACACCUCAGCAGUGCCCAUGGGGGUGAGGGGGAUGAAGUACAUUCUCAGCAUAAGGCACGGCUACAGCGUCAACCCCAGACGUCCUCUUCUGCCACUGGACGAAGAAGCAGGAAAGCACUUCUUGGCCAAGUUGCAGCCGGUCCUGGCGAUCGAAGACCGUCUGAAAAAAGGCAGUAGUGAUGUGGUAGCAUCCUAGGCGGUAUCAAUCUAUGCUCUAUGUUCAUGACGUUCGGUGCUGCAUAGCUUUGCAUAGUAAUCGAUCAUUCAAUUUCACCCUUGGGUCGGAAUCUAUCAAAUGC